CUUCGUCUUCGUCUCCGUCUCCGUCUCCGACUCCGCCGAGCCGCUCUACUUCCUCUUCCCCCUCCGCACGAGAGGACACAACACCCGACGGCGAGGGACUAGGCGACAGAGGCGACGAUGAUGGCGUGUCGGCGGCUGGCGAGGGAGGCCGUCGCGGCCUCGCUCCGGCGGGGCGCCGCCACCGCGCCCAUCGCCCACGCUCGCGCCUCCUUUUCCGCCGCCGCCGCCGCCUACUGCACCUCCCGCGCUCCGGUCGCCGCCAUCCCUGUUCGUCAAUUCCUCGCGCGCUAUUCGAGCCCCGUUUUCCAACCUCGCGCUGCCGAGCUCGGGCCUUCGCUCGCCGCGAGAGUGGCCCUUGGACUCCGGCCGCAGCUGUCAGGCCUCAACCUGCUCAAAGGAUUUGGGACCUGUACCGCACUGGGGAUGGCACUUCAUCAAGGAAAGGUUACUGCUACCACAAGAGAUCUACCAUCAAACGCUGUUACUAGGCCACCCCCGGGAUCUUUGAAAAAUGAGCUUGGUUCCUUCUGGCCUUUGGUUAGGAAACUUCAGCUGCCAAUUGGAUUGAUGUUUCUGAUUUUGACUGGUUGGCAGUACCCAUUAGGUCUCACCAUCAAUAUCUUGCUUCUCAUCUACUGCUCGAGACCUAGCCGCUAUUCAAUAUACCUGUUUCUUCAGGAGCUUCGUCAUAGGGAGAUGGGCCAAAAUAAUGCUAUGUGGAAAGAGGAGCUUGUGCAUACAAGAAAUGUUGACGUUCAAGAUUACAAGUUCUUUUCUAUUGGAACCGUUGAAUUACCAGAUGGAAGGGUGCUGCAUCUCAUUGGAAUGCUGGGCAGCUGGUGGAUCCACCAUGUGUCUUAUGUCAAGUGAAAAGAGUGGGUGUAGAAUAUAUUUUAGUUCUGUACAGAGAGUUAACCAGCUGGUGCUGAGCAGCGGAUAUUUUGAAUCAAUUCUAACUGACUGUUGCUAUUUAGAAAAUUGACAUUUUCGUAGGUGAACUAUAAAUGUAAGUUUUCUAUAAGCACUGAUAUCCAAUGCUGUCAAAAAGGUAUUUGCAAGAAUAUAAUGCAAUCCAGUGCUAUUUCUCAUAGGCUGUACUUCCA
Messenger RNA from Setaria italica (foxtail millet), 1103 nucleotides. RefSeq lists its product as uncharacterized. Lineage: Eukaryota; Viridiplantae; Streptophyta; Magnoliopsida; Poales; Poaceae. The coding region runs from base 118 to 870 and encodes 250 amino acids. The record is from RefSeq and is a predicted model, not a curated record. The transcript has 5 exons.